CGCCCCUGCAGAGCUGGGCGCCGGGACGGAACCGGACUUGCUUUCCUCUGCGGGAUGUGAGGCUCUGGGGUCGGUCGUGCUCUGCGUUCGCCUCGGUCUUCCCGGUCAUCCCGCGGCCGCCGCCGCCGCCGUCCCCGAGUUCCCCGUGCGCACGCCGAGGCCGGGCGGCCGGGUCCGUGAGGCGCGCGCCCGCGUGGUCGCCGCCCCUCGGAAGCCUCCGGGGCCGCACACGGGUUCGCUACGGAGGGAGGCGGGGGCCUGCGGGAGGAGGCGGAGGAGGAGCGAGGGAAGAUGGCGGCCGUGGAGCUCGAGUGGAUCCCCGAGACGCUCUACAACACCGCCAUCUCCGCUGUCGUGGACAACUACAUCCGCUCGCGGCGCGACAUCCGCUCCUUGCCGGAGAAUAUCCAGUUCGACGUUUACUACAAGCUUUACCAGCAGGGACGCUUAUGUCAACUGGGCAGCGAAUUCUGUGAAUUGGAAGUUUUUGCUAAAGUUUUGAGAGCAUUGGAUAAAAGACAUUUGCUUCAUCAUUGUUUUCAGGCUUUGAUGGAUCAUGGUGUUAAAGUUGCUUCUGUCCUGGCCUAUUCAUUCAGUAGACGGUGCUCUUACAUAGCAGAAUCAGAUGCUGCAGUAAAGGAGAAGGCCAUCCAGGUUGGCUUUGUUCUAGGUGGCUUUCUCUCCGACGCUGGCUGGUACAGUGAUGCUGAGAAGGUUUUCCUGUCCUGUCUUCAGUUGUGUGCUCUACACGAUGAGAUGCUUCACUGGUUUCGAGCAGUGGAGUGUUGUGUGAGGUUGCUUCAUGUGCGAAAUGGAAAUUGCAAAUAUCAUUUAGGUGAAGAAACAUUUAAGUUAGCUCAGACAUACAUGGAUAAGUUAUCAAAACAUGGCCAGCAAGCAAACAGAGCUGCUCUCUAUGGAGAACUAUGUGCGCUCCUGUUUGCAAAAAGCCACUAUGAUGAGGCAUAUAAGUGGUGUGUGGAGGCAAUGAAGGAGAUCACGGCAGGCUUACCAGUCAAAGUGGUGGUGGAUGUCUUAAGGCAAGCUUCGAAGGCGUGUGUAGUAAAACGUGAAUUUAAGAAGGCAGAACAGUUAAUUAAACAUGCAGUGUAUUUGGCACGAGAUCAUUUUGGAUCCAAACACCCAAAAUAUUCUGACACACUGCUAGAUUAUGGGUUCUACUUACUCAAUGUAGACAAUAUCUGUCAGUCUGUUGCAAUUUAUCAGGCAGCCCUCGACAUUCGACAGUCAGUGUUUGGAGGCAAAAAUAUUCAUGUAGCAACAGCUCAUGAAGAUCUGGCUUACUCUUCCUACGUUCACCAGUACAGCUCUGGGAAAUUUGACAAUGCACUAUUUCAUGCAGAAAGAGCCAUUGGUAUCAUUACCCACAUCCUACCUGAAGAUCAUCUUCUAUUGGCCUCUUCAAAGAGGGUGAAAGCACUUAUUUUGGAGGAGAUUGCGAUCGACUGUCACAACAAAGAGACGGAGCAGCGGCUGCUUCAAGAAGCACAUGACUUGCACCUGUCCUCACUCCAGCUGGCCAAGAAAGCCUUCGGAGAGUUUAAUGUCCAGACCGCAAAACACUACGGCAACCUUGGGAGACUCUAUCAGUCAAUGAGAAAAUUUAAGGAAGCUGAAGAAAUGCACAUAAAAGCCAUUCAGAUUAAAGAGCAGCUUCUUGGUCAAGAAGAUUAUGAAGUAGCCCUUUCAGUGGGACAUCUGGCAUCUUUAUAUAAUUAUGACAUGAAUCAAUAUGAAAAUGCUGAGAAAUUAUAUUUGCGAUCUAUAGCAAUUGGGAAGAAACUGUUUGGUGAAGGCUACAGUGGACUAGAAUAUGAUUACCGAGGCCUCAUUAAACUGUACAACUCCAUUGGAAAUUAUGAAAAAGUAUUUGAGUAUCACAAUGUUCUGUCUAACUGGAACCGAUUGCGAGAUCGACAGUAUUCAGUAACCGAUGCCCUUGAAGAUGUCAACAGCAGCCCCCAGUCCACCGAAGAAGUGGUGCAGUCCUUCCUCAUGUCUCAGAAUGCUGAGGGACCAAGCUGCUGAGGGACAGCCUCAGCUAACAAUUACCUUUCCCCAGAUUCCGGGGAAUUCAUACUGUGAAAUCAAAACCAUGUUGUUUUGGGGCUGGUAUUUGCAUUGAAACACUGGUCCGGUCCAUGAAGACCCUCUUCGGGUGGUCCUGCAUUGCCGUUCCUGUAGAGUAAGCAUAUAUUGAGUUGUAUCAGCAUGUGCCGCGUGUAUGAGUAGUCCCGCAUUCUCACCCCAUUAGAACAGCAGGAGACCUUCCCCCCUUUUUAAAAAAUAAUUCAUUUUUCAGAAAGCCUGAAAGGAAAAAAAAAAAAAACCUAAAUAAAACUAUUUAAGAGUUUAAAAGAGUUGCAUUCUUCUUAUGUAAGGAUGAUUUUAACAACUUUUUAACAUUCUUCCAUGUGGAGGUAUUCGAUACUGUAUUGUAAAGAAAUUUUAUGGAAGACUCUUUAUAUGCAGUAUAGAAAAGUAACACAGGUACUAAUAAAAAGGAGGGCAUCCUGAUGUGGAUUUGGCCAUCUUUCCCAGAUCAGUGCUUACAGCCAUUCCAGAACUGUAUCAGGGAAGGACUGUCAGAUUCAUCUGACUGGACCAGUGUUGAUCUGUCAGUCAUAACACCAGGUGGACCAGCAGCUCAGCUCUUACUCUUGGUUUCUGGUACAGCAGUGAGAUGCUCUAACAGUGUUUGCGAACAUAACAGGACCAGAAGGCCUAAAAGGACCAGGCACCUGUGGAAGGUAGUUAUUUGGACCAGGGACUUUAGAUUAUUAUUUUAGUCACUGCACUUGCCUUUUCCAGUAGGAUAAUUUCAUUUAGAUAGAAUGCAAAGUAUUAAUACAAGAGUUUUAUUUGUAUCAUAGAUACCAAACUAUGGUAUUGGGCAAUGUCAGUGGCAAAUCUUCAGUCAAGGUACAUAGAAGCAAGUCUGUAACUGUCUGCUGCAGCCACCCAUUUUAAUCUUUGCCCUAAUACUCCAUGUUGCUAACAAACAUACCGGCUAAGAGUCGUGAAAAUGAUUCAUGUUCAGAUGAGAAUUUUAGGUUUACUCUGUGGGGAUUAAGAAGAUUGAAUGCACAAAAAAUAAGUCUUAGAGAAUCUUCAUUUUUAUGGGAAAUAAUAGUACAACUAGUCAUUUUAACUGAAACCCAGGAGUCGGGUGGAAAGAUCCAACUAUAAUGUCUGAUUUUCUAAUUUUUUAAAAACUAGCCAGGUUAUUGAAUGUGGAGCUAAUACUCAAUUCCUAAGUUGUGUGACAAUGUAACAAGAAGAAACAAAAAGAUCUUUUGCUGUUACCUCAAUUCUUAGCACAGAGGCCCAUCUGGUGCCUGUGUAGUUAAGAAUCUGGGUGUCUCCCCUAUUUUCAGGGGUUCCUGACUUGGGUGUUAGAUGCAUUGCUCCUGGCAAUGCUUGGAGUGGUCUGUAAGUUGAGUGGAUGUGUGUCAAACUCUGUUCUUUAGCAUGCUUGUUGGAUAAGGGGAAAACAAAGUUAUCAUGUAGAGUACAGAAACAGUAGAGACUACAGAAGUUAUCUUAAACAUUUUUUUUAAACUUUCCAAUUUUAAUUUUGUUUGAAACUGCUAUUUGCAGUCUUAGUGAUAAGCCAGUGUGUUUAGGUCCUUAGAAAGGAACUUACUGGGGAUAUACCCAAGUAGAUGAGACAAGCUCACACCCUAAGAUAACAGCUUUGGGUCCAGAGACUUGAAUUUAUUUAUUCCUCUAACUGAAUUUCUUUAUAAAUUCUUCAAAGAAUAAAUCAGUAUGUUAGCAGUUUAUGCAGCUGGCCCCCUCCCAGUUAAUUGCGGUCUUUGUCCAGUGGCACCCUUUAUAACCAAGUAGUCUGUGUGACCAGGAGGAGCAUUUCUAAGUUCCUGAACUCUAGCUACACGGGCCUAUAUAUUUAAUACCUCCAAAGACAUUUUCAAGAUAGGCUUUGUAUACUUUCAUUGGCUUUUUAGAGCCCUGUGGUAUGUUUGUGGUAUAGGAAUGUCGUGCUAAAUUGUUUUUCAAUAAAUAUUUUGAAACUUAAGUUUCCACAUGAAUUAUUUUUAUUUAAUCUGAAUUUUUGGUGUUAUGCAUAUACAGCGUUUUGUAUAGUUAGUUAACUUAAGGACUCAUCCCCCUUAACUCAGUUUAAACUUAACUCAUAGUUGGUGGUAAAGUAACAUGAUGUUUAGAAGCCUGUGGUCACAGGGCGAUGAUGUCAGAUGGUAACCACCCCCACCCCAGCAUCAUUAUUGUCAGUUGUUCCAUCUUACCAUUUCCUUAAUUAUAGUUAUCUGUAAGUUCGUAAAAGUUAAUCUAAUGCCUAUACUCUAGCAAUCUGUUUGGUUUUUUUGGGGGUGGGGUGUUGGUUUUUUAAGACAGGAUUUUUCUUUGUAGUUUUGGUGCCGGUCCUGAAAUUCACUCUGUAGACCAGGCUAGCCUCGAACUCACAGAGAUCAACCUGCCUUUGCCUCCUGAGUGCUGGGAUUAAAGGUGUAUGCCACCACCACCUGGCACAAUCUGUCAUUUUAAAUGAUAUGAUUCGAUACGUUCUGAUUCUACUGAAAAGUAAUGCCCUAAUAACUUCAAGUGUAGGAUUUAUACUUUAGCAAGAAUGUUUAGGAUGAGGUAGUGAGGAAUGCCACCAUGAUUUGACUUUUAUACAUGAAAUUGGGGUGUGGUAACAUAUAUCUGUAAUCUCAGUAUUCAGCACACUGAGUGAGAUUCUUAUUCCUCAACUAGGAAUCUCAAAGGAAAACCUGAAUAAAAUUUACCUCACAAUAAUCAAUAGCUUGCAUGUAAUUUUAAAUAAGGCCUAUGAUCUCACCCUCCCCUGAAUUCUCUUAUUCCUAAAGCUUGGUGCUACUCCAGUUGGGGGCAUUGGGGAGCUCAUGCAUGACACAGGUGAGUCACUUGCAUUCAGUUUAAUUGCACCAACUGUGUUUUUAGUGCAUAAUAUUUAUGGGUCCUCAAACUAGACUUUGCCCUGAGGAUUUUGGACCCUUUCUCCAUCAAAUCUACAUUCUUUUUUAAAAAGCCAACUCACGCUGGGCAGUGGUGGUGCACGCUUUUAAGCCCAGCACUCGGGAGGCAGAGGCUAGUGGAUUUCAGUGAGUUUGAGGCCAGCCUGGUCUACAGAGUAAGAUCCAGGACAGGCACCAAAACUACACAGAGAAACCCUGUCUCAAAAAAAAGCCAACUCACCAAUACCCUGCCCAGAUAUUCCUGCAUUGUGAAAAUAAAAAUAUUUUUUAGAAUAAACAGUUUUAAUAAAGACCUUUGUCCUAGACGGAGAGAAGAGCUCAUAGUCUCAUGAGCAUUAAGUACAGAAAGCUGUACGUGGUGGCACAAGCUUUAAUCCCAACUACUCGGAAGGCUGAGACAGGAGACUCACUUGAGAUCAGCCAGGGCAACCUAGUGAGACCCCGUCUCAAGAAAUGAAAUGGGAAGUGCGCAGCCCCGAGCAUGGUGUCUUGGGCCUGCCCUUGAACUUGUCUUUGUAGGGCAAACAGCUGAGCCUAAAUAAUAGGAUGCAAGCUUUUGGCCAAAACUUUGAAAAAUCCAAGGGUGGUUUGCCAAGUAUCAGGUGUUGUUAACCACCACUUUUUUUUUUUAAUGUUUUCCCCUAGGGUUUUUAACCUUGCUGCUUCCGGUCAUCUUUUCUGGAUGGCAAAGUUACUACUGGAAAAAUUCUUAUUUAUAAUUACUGAUUUUUUUUUUAAGAGUUUUAUUUUUUGUUUUAAAGAUUAACACUUCUUUCACCUCUUGGCUUUAGAGGACGUCAAAUUACCUGGAAAAAAGAUUUAUUUUAAAUAGAACAUUUUGAAUUAGUCUGCAGAUUUUAACGAUAGUAGUUCCUUUGUCCCCAGAUCUCAGGAAUGUUUUAGGCAGAGAACUGGCUUUCCCUGGUGGUGAUUUGAAGGCGUGUGUUUUAGGAUCUCUUAAAUAACACUGUUAUUAAUUGCAGUUCUAGGUAUCUAUAGCAUGAGUGGCCUUAAUGAGUUUGUUGGAGUGCACAUGUUUUUCAAGAGUAAAGUUUAAGAUUAAAUAUAUAUGCUAUAUAUAGAUAUCUAGAAAACUUGGUUGUGGUGCACAAUGUGUUGGAUCACUGAAUCGCAGGUACCCUUUUUUUUUUUUUUAAUAACAUCACUCGUUUCUGUAUAUUCCUUUUAUGGGGAAAUAUGUUGCCAUGGUGACUAAAACUUUUCAAUUUAGUUUUAUGUGAAUGAAUGCUACAUUUUAUUAAAUAUUACCAGGUCAGUACUAUUUUUAUACCUUAUUAAGCAACAGGGGUUUUAGUUUAAUAGGCUCAAAAUAAAAAAGUUUAAAAAACCUUAAUGGAAUAAUUACAAAUGAAUCACUAACGUUCUUUACAGGAAAAUCCCCACUACUAGUGCCACAGGAAUUUCUGUAGAAAUAUCUAGUUCAUUAAUAGAUUCUGAAGACAGUUCAUUGAGUCGGAGCGACCUUUCAUAUCAUCCUCACCUACUUGUAGUGGCCGCCGUUAUUUGUAACUGUAAACCACACUAAGUAUGUUUGUAACCAGCAUUGUGAUACAUUCUGUACUCGUAUUGCUAAAUGAAUUAUUGACCUAAUAAAUAGAGUGUUCCUGCAUUCA
Molecule: messenger RNA, 6634 nt
Organism: Peromyscus leucopus (white-footed mouse)
Lineage: Eukaryota; Metazoa; Chordata; Mammalia; Rodentia; Cricetidae
Gene: Appbp2
Product: amyloid beta precursor protein binding protein 2
Exons: 13
Coding region: 292-2049 (585 amino acids)
Biological process (GO): intracellular protein transport
Molecular function (GO): protein binding
Source: RefSeq, a predicted model, not a curated record